Molecule: messenger RNA, 769 nt
Organism: Pseudo-nitzschia multistriata
Lineage: Eukaryota; Bacillariophyta; Bacillariophyceae; Bacillariales; Bacillariaceae
Source: the annotation of a GenBank genome assembly
GACCAUGUUUUGCCACCAUAUGGCACAACUGCCCUCAUACAGUCAAUGCGCUUACUGGAAUAGACAACCUCGAUGAUGAUGCGUCUCUACGCUAUGAUAUUGAUUUCAGUAUCGCUUUUCGUUUUAUUAGAACCUACCGAAUCCUUUUCGGUUGACAAGCAGUCAUCCAAAGGUCCAGAAUUUUCUGCUUCUUCACCCGCAAAGAAAUUUCCGUCACCUGACACGCCGCCUAUCCGAGUUCUGGAAGCUCAGCUGGACGCCAUGAAAGAUGGUGAACUGCCCUCCAUAUAUCACUUGUUCAGCAGAGCCCGAAAACUGGACAUCGACAAUGCCGCCCGCAGGGACGCAAGAGAAUCCGACCCUUCUGCGGCCCGCAAACACCGGGCAAUGACUGAAUUUCUAACCCAGCGACACUCGCAGGGUCUACUGAAUCACAAUCGAUGGAGUGUUUUGGGCAUCGUUGGAGAUCCAAAUCCAGCCAAGGGCCGUUUGUUGACGAAAUUCGCGCGCGUCAAGGUCGACUCACGAUAUUAUCGAAUCACACUGACCCGUCAGAGUGAUUGGGACGGAAAGGGCGAUCCGCGAGACUGUGACGGAUACGAAAAGUGUUGGUUCAUAUGGGACAUAACUCCAGAUGGAACAGAUAAUUCAGAUAAUGACGACGACGAUGAUGGCCUUCCCGGAGGUGAUAAUGCCAAGGAACUGUCAAAAACGCCUACUAGAGUUUUAGCCAGGAUGUGAUUUUUUGAGGGAGAUAACUACUAAUUGU